This is a messenger RNA of Vanessa tameamea, 3069 nucleotides long. RefSeq names its product DNA excision repair protein ERCC-6-like. Gene Ontology annotation, molecular function: ATP-dependent chromatin remodeler activity; ATP binding. Bases 131 to 3049 code for a protein of 972 amino acids. Gene Ontology annotation, biological process: transcription-coupled nucleotide-excision repair. Lineage: Eukaryota; Metazoa; Arthropoda; Insecta; Lepidoptera; Nymphalidae. The transcript has a single exon. The record is from RefSeq and is a predicted model, not a curated record. Gene Ontology annotation, cellular component: nucleus.
UAAAGGAAAUGUUUAUUUAUGUGGCAAUAAUAAUUAAAAAGUAGGUUUAUAAUAUAAUAUAAGUAUUGCACAAUAAAAUUGUUUAUCAAUCUAUGUAUUCAUAAUAAUUUAAAGUUUCAAAAAAUUUAAAAUGGUCGAUAUAAUAAUAAAUAAAUAUUUAGAAACCCAAUUGGCGCUGGCAAAACAAAAACAGGAAUCAAAACAGGAAGUCGCAGAUUUAAUAUCUCUAAAAAGCAAAAAAGCGGCAGAGUUCAUUUCAAAAAAGCAAAAACACAAGAAUUUCCAAGGCAACGAAGAUGAUUGUGAGCAACUGGAGCGAAAAAUAUCAUGUCCACAGGCAAGUACAUCGGUGGCGAAACACUCCGAUGAAGACAGUGAAUACUUACCAUCCUGUGAAGAAGAUGAAGAUGUAAAUAUUCUCAGCUCAGCUCCUACUUCUCGCACUAAGCAAAAUAUAAAAAAAAUUAUAGAUGAUGGUGAUACAACUCUUUACAAUGAAAGAAUAGACAAAUGGAGAAAUAGUGUUAAAUCAUCCAUUGCAGGAAAAUAUAAUGGAGUUUGUAUUUCGGCCGAUGUACAAUAUAUUUUAGAUGGAAAUAAAGAUUAUGAAGUCACCCAUGAACUACAAAAUGGUCUCUGCGUCCCAAACUACAUUUGGAAGCAACUAUACAAAUAUCAAAGAACCGGUGUUAAAUGGCUAUGGGAGUUACAUCAGGUUCAAUCUGGAGGACUACUGGGGGAUGAGAUGGGUUUAGGUAAAACUGUUCAAAUCAUUGCUUUUAUUGCUGGAUUAUCCAAAACAGAUAGUGGGUCUUGGGGGGGACUUGGUCCUUCAAUUAUUGUGGCACCAGCUACCGUUAUAUAUCAGUGGGUGUCACAUUUUCAUUACUGGUUGCCACAUCUCAGAGUAGCUGUACUUCACCAUUCUGGUUCCCAUAUUGGAAAUCAUAAUAAACUCAUUAGAGACAUUUAUUCAUCACAUGGCAUAUUAUUAAUUACAUAUGCAGGAGUGGUCAAAUAUAUAAAAGAUUUAUUGAUGAAAAAAUGGCAUUAUAUAAUUUUAGAUGAGGGGCAUAAAAUUAGAAAUCCUGACACUCAAGUAAGUAAACUAGUUAAAAAAUUUGAUACCCCUCAUAAAUUGUUGAUUACUGGAUCACCCAUGCAAAAUAGUUUGCAAGAAUUAUGGUCUCUUUUUGAUUUUAUGAGACCAGGUCUACUGGGUACUUAUACUGCAUUUAUGGAUCACUUUGCUGUUCCUAUAACCCAAGGAGGGUAUGCUAAUGCUACGGAAUACCAAGAAGCAACAGCUUUGGAAAUUGCUAAAGCUCUAAAGGCACUCAUUACACCCUAUAUGUUAAGAAGAACCAAGGCUGAAGUACAGGAACAUAUUCUUUUACCGGAGAAGAAUGAACAAGUUCUCUUCUGUGCUCUAACAAAAGAACAAAGAGAUUUGUAUAUGGGUUAUCUUAUGACUAGUACAGUGCGAAGCAUUCUUGACAAAGACUCAAAAUAUGGAGAUCCAUUAAGAGCGAGAGUUUUAGUUGCAUUAUCAACACUCAGGAAGAUAUGCAAUCAUCCUGACCUAUAUCUUUAUGAAGCACAGGAAGAAAAUGAAGAAAUUGAUCAAGAAACAUUUGGUCUCUGGAAAAGAUCUGGUAAAAUGUCUGUUGUACACUCCUUGUUGAAAAUUUGGUUGAAACAAGGACACAGAACAUUAAUUUUUUCACAAUCUAGAGCAAUGCUUUGCCUUUUGGAGCAGCAUUUACAAAAUCAUGAUUUUAAAUAUUUAAAAAUGGAUGGCAGUGUUAGUGUAAGUCAGAGACAAAGCUUAAUCCAAACAUUUAAUGAAAAUGCUGAAUAUUUAGUUUUUCUUGCUACUACAAGAGUUGGUGGUCUCGGGGUGAAUUUAACUGGUGCUGAUAGAGUUAUUAUAUAUGAUCCAGAUUGGAAUCCGGCUACUGAUAAUCAAGCUAAAGAAAGGGCAUGGAGAAUUGGCCAACAGAGGGAUGUUACUGUGUACAGGCUGCUUUCUGCUGGAACUAUUGAAGAAAAAAUAUAUCAAAGACAGAUUUUUAAAAAUUUUCUUAGUAAUAAGAUAUUAAUAGAUCCUAAUCAAAAAAAUGUUUUAACAACAAGUACUUUGCAAGGCUUGUUUACGCUUGAGGAUCUGAAUUGUGAAGGCGACACAGAAACGGCAGCACUUUUUAAACAUACAAAAGUCAGUUUAUCUGAUAAAAUAUCUGAUAAAGGAAAAAAUAAUGUUUCCAAAAGUUUAUCAUUUACUAAACGAAAAUUAGAAGAAAUGAGGAGAAAAGCUAAAGAAAUAAGUAAAAAAAUAAAAAGAGAUUUAGCUAUCACAUCAGCAGGACAAGAAGAUCCUCGUGAAAAAUAUAAAAAAAAACGAGAGUCACUACUUAAUCCACCAAAAGUUGAAGAACCAGAAAUGAAUGUUGUUGAUGAUAGAGUAACUCACACACCGUUUGAAAAUGUUCUUUCGGAAUUAGAUAUAGUAAGCAAACAUACAAAAAAGGAUUACGAAGAAAAUUUACUUAAAGACGUUUUAAAUACUCAAGAUAAAGAUGAAGGAAAAGAACUUAAAGAAGUUUUAAAUAAAAAAGAUGAAGAAAUUGAACUUCGAAAUAAAGCUGAAAAUGAAGUAAUAAAGUCAACAAGUGAAUCUCAAUACAUUGAAGAAACAAUUAUAAAUGCAAGAAAUGAAAAAAAUUUAGAGAGUCUUGAAGAUAACAAUGACAAAAUAAUCAAAAGUAAAUCUAGGAAAAGAAGUUACUCAUCAUCAGAUUGUGAAAUCGAGAAUUUGGUAAAAGUAAAACGGGUUAAGACCAAAAAACAAAAAAAAGAGAGGGGUAAAAAAUAUAGUGAUGAUGAUUAUGUUUUAAAUAAACUCUUUGCUAAAGCAACUGUUAAAAAUGCUUUACAUCAUGAUGUAGUUGUGGGAUUAGCCGAAAAAGAAAAACGACACAAAAUUCAAGUAGAAGCAAUCAAAACUGCAAAAAAGGCAGUAAGAGCUAUAAAAUUUUCUACAAAAUAAAUAUUGGCUUAGUAGUAUUA